Molecule: messenger RNA, 2267 nt
Organism: Bacillus rossius redtenbacheri
Lineage: Eukaryota; Metazoa; Arthropoda; Insecta; Phasmatodea; Bacillidae
Product: sodium-independent sulfate anion transporter-like
Exons: 13
Coding region: 1-2097 (698 amino acids)
Biological process (GO): transmembrane transport
Cellular component (GO): plasma membrane
Molecular function (GO): secondary active sulfate transmembrane transporter activity
Source: RefSeq, a predicted model, not a curated record
AUGUGUGACAGCGAAGACGAAGGCCGCAGGGAGACUUCUCCCCCUCCUCCACACGAUCCCAGAGGAGACGAAUGGCCCGACGAUGGCCGGCUAUCAGCGGCGAUAAGGCGCCCCCACAUGGCUGCCUGGGGGUCCCCGCUGGUCAGUGCAGCCCCAGCUGUCCUGACGACGACUUCCCCCCCCCCCAGGAUGGCGGGCCCCGCCAAGAAGCGCUCCUUCGUCGAGACCUUGCACGUGCUGUUCGCCGCGCCCGACGAGAAGGGCGAGAAGGCCGAGUCCCGCCGGCUGAAGGAUGUCCUCCGCGGCCUGCUGGUCCGCAAGGACUCGUGGUGCCAGGACCUCCUGCGCGCGCGGCUGCCCGCGGCUAGCUGGCUGCCCCGCUACGCCCUGGAGGACCUGCCCAGGGACUUCCUGGCGGGGGUGGCGGUCGGCUUCACCACCGUGCCGCAGAGCAUCGCCUACGCCGUCGUUGCGAGGCUGCCGGCCCACUACGGCCUGUACUCGGCCAUCAUGGGGCCGUUCCUGUACCUGCUGCUGGGCGGCAGCAAGGACGUGACCAUAGGCCCGACCGCCAUCCUGUCGCUGAUGACGGGCUCCUUCGUGGCCGGCCGAGGGCCCGAGUACGCCGUCCUGCUGACCUUCCUGUGCGGCUGCGCCAUCUUCGCCAUGGGGCUGCUGAGGAUGGGGUUCCUGAUGGACUUCAUCUCCUCGCCCGUGACGGCGGGCUUCACCUCCGCCGCCGCGGUCACCAUAGGCUCCACGCAGCUCGGCAGCCUGCUGGGGUACGGCGGCCGCAGCGACAGCUUCGUGGGCGCCUGGCAGGAGCUGGUGUCCAAGGCGCGCGAGACCUCCCCGUGGGACGCGGCGCUGGGGGUGGCGACCAUCGCAGUCCUGCUGCUCACGAGGAAACUGAAGGACUCGACCAAGACCGCCGGGGGCGGCGGUGACGAAGUCGGCCGCGCCAGGAGGGUGCUGGGUGCGGCUCUGUGGCUGCUGUCCGUCGGCAGGAACGCCCUCGUCAUCGUGGGCGGGGCCGCCCUGGCGCUGGUGCUCGACCUCCACGGCGUCCGCCCCUUCUCGCUCACCGGGAACAUCACGGCGGGCUUCCCGCCGCUGCAGCCGCCGCCUUUCAGCGCCACGAGCGACGGCAAGGAGGAGAACUUCCUCGACAUGGCGGCCGACCUGGGCCCCGGGGUGCUGGUCGUCUCCCUCAUCGCCGUCCUCGAGAGCAUGACCGUGGCCAAGGUCUUCGCCCAGGGCAAGCAGCUGGACGUGACGCAGGAGAUGCUGGCCCUGGGGGUCGUCAACCUGGCGGGGUCCUUCGUCGGCUCCAUGCCCGUCACCGGCUCCUUCUCGCGCACCGCCGUCAACAACGCCUCUGGGGUGCGCACCCCGCUCGGGGGACUCUUCACCGGGUUGCUGAUCCUGCUGACGCUGGGACUGCUCACCGACUUCAUCGCCUUCAUCCCCAAGGCCAGCUUAUCCGCUGUCAUCAUCAGCGCCAUGCUGUUCCUGGUGGAGUACCGCAUGGUGCCUCUGCUCUGGAGGACUCGAAAACUGGACCUUGUUCCUUUCUUCGCAACAUUCGCGGGCUGCCUCUUCCUCAGUCUGGACUACGGGAUACUCGUGGGGGCACUUAUAGAUGUAUCUUACAUCUUGUACAAGUCGGCUCGUCCCAGCAUGCACGUGAAAAGACUCAAGGCGGGCUCGCAGGACAUGAUGUUGGUGCGGAUGGAGCAGGGCCUCACCUAUCCCUCCGCGGAGUUCUUCAGGAGGGCCAUCCUGGACAGGUGUGCCCCAGGGGAGGAGGGGCCCCUGCCCGUCGUCGUGGACGGCACCCACAUCUACACCAUCGACAGCACCGUGGCCAAGAGCCUCAAGCUGCUGAAGGAGGACCUCGAGAAGCGCGACCAGCCCGUCAUCUUCUGGAACUGGAGAGGCAGCGCGCAGACCAUUUGUCAGGGACUGGACCCGGUGAUGAGGUUCAACUUCCGCUACGGCCACACGGUGCACGAUCUCUUCGAGGAUACCAACGAAACGUACCGGCACAUCCUUAAUACGAAGAAUGCUUUCCUUGAGGUACCUGUGAUAUCGUAAUGUCUUUGUAGCUGCCACCGAAAUGCAACUGGCUGUCCAGUCAUUUGUCUUCAGCCACAAGCAGUGCCAUCCUAUCCAUUUACCAGUCAGUGCAAGCUCUGAGGAAAGGAGCUGGGAUUGGCUUGUUCCUGCUAAACCUAACAGCUACAAUAAAAGUUCCAUCAAAACUA